CAACAUCGAACACUAUCUUGACGACCUGAUGACAACGACUCAUGCCAUGUCAAAACAUGUCCGACAGCGCCGAGGUUUAUUGGAAGCUAUUUCUCGGGGAAUCCAGUUCCAUCUGAAACUUCCUGGGAUAGACUGGCAGAAACGUAUUGGUACGAGUAACAUCGGAGCGGAGUUCGGACUCGUUGUUAAAAAUGAAUUGGAUCUUGACAUCCGACCAACAAAAGGACAUGUUCUAGUUGACGUUGACGAUCAAAUCUAUGCAAGAGGCUUGCUAGGUUACAUUGGUAUGACAUACGAUUUCAUCGACGCGGGGAUAUGCUUUAAAGGUGGCAUUCGUUACCAGGUCAACAUCCUGCAGGAUUUUUCCUUUGAAGAGCUGAUGGAUUUUAUCAAGAUCUGGUUUCGAGACGUGCCCAAAGUGAUAAGAGAUAUAAAGAGCACAAUAGAAACAUUCAAACAUCUGUUUGACCGCUUGGCCGAAUCAUCACCAGAGGAAAUAUUUCAAACCAUCUUGGAUACAGUCAGAACUUUCCCAGAGACUGUAAAAGCUAUUGCAAGACUGGCGAUGGAGGCGUGGGAAAGAAUCGCGGCAUACAACAACUUACCCAGCUUCAUAGAAAAAGCAAGAGAGGCGAUCCUUAGAGUCAACACACUUCUCAACAGCGUGAAAAACGAUGUCAACGACCUUCUUAAUGAGAUUUCGGACUCCAUUCUCACCGUGUUGCCAUGGGCGGCCGAGCAGAUCUGGCAGGGCGUGGAGACAAUUGUACAAGAGGUUCCAAAACUCAUCAAGUCUCCACAGACGGCCAUUGGAAACAUCGCUAAAGCUGCUUUCAAAAUUUACCAAGCAGUAAUUGGCCUUAUCAACAUCAAGGACUCUGUUGAAGAAGUCUUCCUGUUUAAGGAAGGAAAACAACCAUACUUUUUCAACAUCGGUAUGGAAAUACAGGGAAUUCUUGACGAUUUCAUGCAUGUGUGGGACCUCUUCCAGAGUGAAGCUCCAGACUGGAUAGAAGGACUAGGAACUCAUACUGAGGGAGUGUUGAAAGACGCAUUUGGUGACAUGAAAUCCUUGGGAAACGGUGUGGUCAACAAGGUAAACGAAUCGAUGUGGGUCCUUCAAAAGCAAAUAGCACCUAUUGCAGAACUUGUAGGACCAUUCCUGGAAGCCUACAAUGCAACAGUGGGUACAAUCAAAUCCGUGGAGAGGUGCUACGAGUCACUGAAAAAAGGUUAUGAAACCGCACGAGGGAUUGUACACAGAAUCUUUGGACCAAAGGUAUCUCUUAAAUUCCCAAAGAAGAAACUUGAUCCUGAAACAUGCGGAGGUGGCCUGUACCCCAGCACGGGAGUCAGUACAAGAAGCUACGACAGUCGAGGUAUCGACUUGGAGAUACCCACAGGCCAAGAGGUUGUUGCGCCAUUUGCGGGAGAGGUCACACGCGUCUCCCUUCAGAGCAUCACUAUUGCUACAGAUGAAAUAAAAGGCAUGGAAGCAAUCGUGGAUGGCAUCGACGUCGGGAACUCAGUCAAGGAAGGAAAACGGGUUGAGAAAGGAGAAGUGAUCGGCACAGCAGCAUCAACUGGCUGUGACACCAAUACCAUCCACUUCGCACUGAAGGAAAGGGGAUCAAAGAAAUAUGUGGAUCCAACCAAAUACGUGCCUUCCGGAGGAAUAAUGAACGUAGAUGUAAAGCCAGGGUGGCAGGAAGAAUGUAACAGCUACUGGCUGACAUUAAAAGGUGAAACUAUCGGAAGUGGGAAACUUUCUGACGCUUUUGAGGAUAACGAGACUCCGGAAGCGCCCGCUGAUGAUCUAGACAGCAGGAGUCUUCCGCUCUCUACCUCUGUGAAUGACAAGUCCAGCCGUCAGCGUCUCAGAGAGGGUAUUGCAAAAGCCAUUAGAAGCAACCCAGACUUUCUGCAGAUGCUCGGAGUUAGUGAUUUAACGGACGCAAGCGGCGUUUUUUCGUUAAAGCUACAUACCAUCAAAGUGUCGACCGUUGUGAGCAUUUUCGACGCAGUUGGACUGGGAGACGGCCUGCGCUUCAUACUUAACAUAUUAGAGCAUUGCUGGGGAUCCUGCAAAAUACCCAACAGCUUGACAGAUGAACAGUUACGAUGGGAGCUGAAAAAACGGGGAAAAUCGUCUAUGGGAUCACGUGAUGCCCUUUUACAAAGAUACACCACCUCAGACGACAGAUGUCCUGACAUUUUCCACCAUCUGAACAAGCUUGACUCCAUCUACUGCCGCAUGCAGGACAACUGUCUCGGAUUCAGCUGCUGCUUGACUGUUCCCAUUCCACCCUUCAACCUAUUCUCUUUGAAAUCUUCAGUAAUGUUUGAUCCUUGUAACAUGAGUCUAACCAUCGAACUUGGAGACAUGAAGGAGACAAAGAAUCUGACUUUGCCUAGAUUCGCUGAGGAGGACGACUACAGCUUCAACAAGUCCUGGACGCUUUUUGAUUCCUUCAAAGUUCAAAGAAGCUUCAGAAUUAAAAGAGAGAACUCAUUCAUUGAGAUAAAUUUGGCUCUGAGGAUCUGUUCGAAAGACAUCUGUCUUCCUCCUUUGAAAAUCGUGAAAGGUGCUAGGAUUAAAAUCCCGACUUGUCAUGCUGAAAGUGCUGCUCCUCAAAAAAACCAAGUGCAAUUGAUGGAGAUGACCUUAGGAGACUUAGAGAAGGAGAUUACUUUCUUCCGUCCAUGCGGCCUGGAUCUAAAACUUCCUGACCUCAACUUAGGAACUUUCGGAGGAUGGAACUUUAGUUUGGGCGAUCUGCAAGGCUUCAACUUUAAUCUGGGGAAUUUUCAAUUCCCUGAUUUCAAUUUAGGCGACUUUCCGUUCCCAGGCCUACAUCUGAAUUGGGGAAAUUUACCUGGCUUCGACUUAGGCAAUCUACCAAGUCUCUUCUCAAAUCUUGUCAACGAACUAAGAGUGUUCAUUAAAGGCGGGUUGAUAGGCUCUAUCGAGAUGGCCAUGCAAGAUCUUGGCAUAGAGCUGAAUAUGGUCAACAGUUAUUUGGUGGGCACUCGUCGCUUUGGACCAUGGGACAAAAUAUUCUUUAAUGUCAAUCCUGGCUUCCCUCUUGGACCAAUAUACUUAAGUCUUGUAUUUGGAGCCGGGGGGUAUGCCGGCGUGGACUUGGAAGCUGGGGUAUCUUUGAUGAAAAUGUCAGCCUAUGGUCUUGUAACGCCAAAGGCCGGUGCCAUUGUAGGCGCUGGUCUCAGGGUACAGUUUUUGGCGCUAGUUGGAGAGUUGAAAUUAACGGGACACAUCCUAACGACCGACUUUCCAACAAGGGCAGAAAUAGCAUUCAACAAAUUUCCCCUCAAUGUCAGGGUACGGAUGGACAUGGUUAUGAUUCCAUUGCGACUGGAACUUCGCGGAAAAGUGAUAGCAGAAAUUUCUCUCUUUGGGAAGACGUUAAGUAAGACGAUUAUCAAUAUCCUGAUCUGGCAAUAUGAGACACCUGCUGUCACCGGCAACAUUUUCAACACAGGUCUUCCAGAGCCAGACCUUACUCCGCCGAAGUUCAGGAAAUUUACAUUUGAUUUUGAAAAUGGGAUCGCCUUUUCGAAGAGGGCCGCCAUCACCACACAUUGCGAGGUCGAGCAGGUCGCAGGCCGAGACGUUGUAGAACCCGCCUUUCAACUGGAGGUAGCGGCAGAAGAUGAUGUCAGCCAAGUGAAGCUGACUUAUGAUGUUGGGACGUACAGAGGUGGGAGUGACGUGGUGAUGAAUGAAGAUCUCGGAGGGCCAUCAAACAUUAUUGUCAGGGAAAUGAAAGGCGGUGUGCCGCUUUAUUUCACUGUCACUGCAACGAACUCUGGUGGAGGAAACGCAAAGGUGACUUGUGAGCUUCCCACCUAUGACGUCACCUUACCUGGAGGGCGUGUCACUCCGGAUUUCCUCACCACAAGCCAUCCCAACAUCCUCCGCGCAUCAGCUGUGGCUCACGAUGAUUCCGUCAUUCUUCACAAAAGGGCAGCAGUUGGCUAUGGCAGGAAGGUUUACGGAGAUCAGGUCUUGCCUUGGCAUGACGUCAAUACGACUGCAAACACAUUGAUAAACCCGGUGGUGUCGUCUAUUUUGGAAAGAUUUACAGGCCCACGGCCGGGAAAGGUAAUCUCAACCCCAGUUGAAACUUCAAUAGUUGACAUCCCGGAGCAGUGUGCCUCGGAGUGCUUGAAGCUUCCUGCAUACAAAUGUCUCAGCUUCAACUAUGACUACGGAAAUGGUGACUGCGAACUGUUGGAGGAGAUAGAGGGACACGGUGUAGAGAUACAUGUGGUCGGUCAUUUCCACCAUUUCGAGCGGCUCGGCGUUGGUCACAGUGUGGAGUUCCGGCACGACGAUCUACAGCUGAGUCACAAUGUUCUCUACUACUUCAACUUCUUCCUCAAUAAUACAAUUGGUUACGUCAACACGUUGACGUCCCCCGGUGUUCUGGCUGACUUCACCCCUCCGAGCCCAGGUCCGCUGGAGAACGUCAUCAUGGACGUACUGAUGACUGAGGACUGUGGGGACUUUGUUCUGGACCACUGGGAACAGUUCAAAUGUGGAGAACAGACGCCUCUACCAAACCAUAGGUGGAUAGUUGACGGCCAGGGAUCCCGAACUGUUUUCAACGGACAUGAACCGCUGGUGGAUAUGCUAUACACCCGCGCUAACAGAUAUGUGUCAGCCAACUGGGAUGGUUUCCACGACAACGAAACCGGUCUCCACGGUUAUUCCUGGACUGUAGGAAGAACUCCAUGUGGACAGGAUGUCCAUCCUCACAUAGACCCGCAUGCGCACCUGUUCGACGUGUCUGAAUGGACGCACGAAGGAUUGGCUAGUCCUUUGUUCUUGGAAGAUGGAAAAUAUCACGUCACGGUUCGACCUAUCAAUAACGUUGAGUUCGGCGGUGUCAUGGCAACAACGGUCUGUCACACCACACCAUACACCAUCGACAACACACCACCAUUCGUACAUCGCAUUCACAACGUACAGUAUGAUGAGGAGGCCUACGCGAUUUCCGCCGAGUAUAAUGUCAGCGAUCCCCUUUCCGACAUUCGGGAGAUUGACUUUGGACUCGGACGGACCAAACGUGACGUACACCUGAUGGACUGGUAUCGUCAUGGCAACACAACACACACGUCUGUCAACUUUCAUAUUCCCGAUGGGGUACCUGCAUGGGUCAAAGUUAGGGCAAUAAACAACGUGGACCUACGUGAAGUUGGACAUUCUGAAUCUCCAAUUCUCGUUGACACGACACCUCCAGCUGUUGGGAUACUUUACGAUGGCAGCGUCCACGGACAUGACCUGAAAUUCACAUCUGACCCCAGAAAGAUAUGUGCGAAUUGGAAGGACUUCCAUGAUGAGGAGAGUGGGCUGAGUCACUACCUAUGGGGAGUGGGUUCAUCACGUGGUAUGGACGACGUGGUUUUGCUAACUGAGUACCCCCACUCGGCAUCAGAGGCAUGCUCUGAUGUGCAACUUAUUCACAACACAACGUACUUCUCCGUGCUUGUGGCAGUCAACAAUGGGCACAAACAUUUGAACGUGACAGCGUGGUCAGAUGGAGUUCUGUUUGACGCAACACCACCCUUGGAGGGGACCUUACGUGACGGUUUGGAGCCAGACUCAGACUUGGAGUUCUCGUCCGAACCUUCCACCGUGUCCGCCAACUGGGACGGCUACAGCGACCCAGAAUCAGACAUUUCCGACUACGCAGUUACUGUGCAAAGAACAUCUCUUAAAGGGAACUUUUCGCAUCCUCCAGAGAUUAUUCAUCAGAAAACAUCGGUUGGGCCUGUUGCCACUCAUAUCAACUGGCACAAGUUCCACCUACAUCAUGGAGAUCGCGUGUCUGUUCAGCUUGAGGCAACCAAUCAGGCGAUGGCUUCUACCUUGACGUCAUCAAAUGGCUUCGUAAUGGACCUGACCAAACCUGUGAUGGUUCACCUGGGAGAUGGGACGGAGCCGGGAAAGGACAGAGAAUUCUCGGUGGCCUUUGAGUUUUUCCAGAUCAAAGCAUAUAGCCUUAACAUUAACCUUAACAUUAACGGAACCUUAACAUUAUCAGCCACGAAGCUUUAUUUCUGAUACCGUUAUGGCUGAAUUGAUAUAGAUGAGAUGGGGUUUAUAAUUAAACUGCCUGUAGUGUGUUGAUAUUUCAUUCAAACGAAUACAGUAACGACCAGCGCGCAACACAUUUC
Branchiostoma floridae (Florida lancelet) is the source of this 6201-nucleotide messenger RNA. RefSeq lists its product as uncharacterized. Bases 29 to 6088 code for a protein of 2019 amino acids. The transcript has 38 exons. The record is from RefSeq and is a predicted model, not a curated record. NCBI's taxonomy places the organism in Eukaryota, Metazoa, Chordata, Leptocardii, Amphioxiformes, Branchiostomatidae.